Molecule: messenger RNA, 3601 nt
Organism: Ziziphus jujuba (common jujube)
Lineage: Eukaryota; Viridiplantae; Streptophyta; Magnoliopsida; Rosales; Rhamnaceae
Product: phosphatidylinositol 4-phosphate 5-kinase 6
Exons: 8
Coding region: 717-3002 (761 amino acids)
Biological process (GO): phosphatidylinositol metabolic process
Molecular function (GO): ATP binding; 1-phosphatidylinositol-4-phosphate 5-kinase activity
Source: RefSeq, a predicted model, not a curated record
CCGCCACCACUCCCACCACCAUUCCUGUCUUCCCCUCCAACUGUAUGGUCUGUUAGUGCUUUUAGGAGCCAAAUGCGGGAUCAAAGAGCAUUGUUGUUGUUGAAUCUUUUGUUCAAACCUAAACCAAACAACCAAAAAAAGAAAGAAAAAUAACAAAAGACAAAAGAAAAAGAAAAGAAAAAAAUAAACCCAGAAACAAUAAAGAAAAGCCAGUCAUUGGUACCAAUCAACCUUUUCGCUUUCCCCAUCAAUCUAACAGUUCUGUUUUAUUAUUAUUAUUUUAUUUUUUUAUUGUUGUUAUUAUUUUUAUUUAUCAAAAUCUGAGAAAUACCCAUUUCACCAAACCAGGGGACUAACCAGAAAAACACAAAAAACAAAACAUAGAUUUUUUCCUUUAUGAUUUAUUUGUUUGGUUUUUUCCUAUUGAUUCCUUCCUCUACUCUCCACCCUUGUGGGUUUGUUGCAUAAAUGUUUGUUCUUCUUCUUCUUCUUCUUCUUCUUCUUCUUAGCGUUUGAAGAUUACACACAUUGUGUACCCUUCUCUUCUGUCUCUGGGUGGGGGAGAGAGAGAGAGAGAGAGAGAGAGAGAGGAAGAAAAGAGAUAAAAGGACGGAUUUUUAUAUGUGGGUUUUGAAGGAUGAAUGUGAACGACCAAGAGGAAUGAAUGUUUGGGAGGUAGUAGGGAAGGUUGAGAUAGAGAAGGUUCCUCAGAGAGAAUGAGCAAAGAAUACCGAGGCAUAGUGAAGGCCUGGGAAGCAACCGUGCGAAAAUCACAAGCUGUAGCAAAGAAAAGGGCUAGCAGUUUAUUCUCAACAAUGUCUGUAGCCCCUGCUGAUGAUGAACCUGGUGAAGUCUACCAUGCAGAGAAGGUCUUCUCCAAUGGAGAUUUCUACACUGGCCAAUGGGCAGAUUGCCUACCACAUGGCCAUGGAAAGUACCUCUGGACAGAUGGAUGUAUGUAUGUUGGUGAAUGGUCCAAAGGGAAAAAAAUGGGCAAAGGGAAAUUCAGCUGGCCUUCUGGUGCUACCUAUGAAGGCGAAUUCAAGAGUGGGUAUAUGGAUGGUAAAGGGACUUAUAUAGGUUCUGGUAAUGCUACCUAUAAGGGUUCUUGGGUUAUGAAUUUGAAGCAUGGACAAGGGACCAAAAGCUUUCCCAAUGGGGAUUACUAUGAGGGUGAAUGGAGAAGGGGGUUUCAGGAUGGACAUGGAAGGUACCAAUGGAAGAAUGGCAACCAUUAUAUUGGACAAUGGAGGAAUGGAAAAAUCCAUGGGAAUGGCACAAUGAUUUUGAGCAAUGGGAAUAGGUAUGAUGGGUCUUGGGAAGAGAAUUUCCCCAAAGGGAAUGGGACUUUUAGAUGGGGGGAUGGGAGUUUCUAUGUGGGUAUUUGGAGUAAAGACCCAAAAGAGCAGAAUGGAACUUAUUAUCCAUCUGGGUCUCCUGAGAGCAGCAUGGAAUGGGAUCCUCAGGAGGUGUUCACAGUGGAACUGAAUGAUUGCCAAAUAUGCCCUUGUGAGAAGAUUGAUAUUUUCCCUUCACAGAAGGUUCUGUCCGCAAAUGAUGGGGAGUUCUUGCAGAAACAAGCCAUAUAUAGGAAAGGACAUGAUGUGAAUGUGAGAAAUAGGAGGAAAUCAGCAGAUGUGAGGAUGAGCAAUUGUAGUAGGGACUUCAUUGGUGAUAAUGCUUCUGAUGGAUUUGAAGGGUUAGGAAAUCUUGAGCCCGAACGGUCGGUAAGAGGCAGCAGACAUCAGCCUCAGCCGUUCAAGAUACCUCCAGUGAAGAGACAGGGGGUAACAAUAUCUAAGGGUCACAAGAACUAUGAUCUCAUGCUUAAUCUUCAGCUGGGGAUCAGGCAUUCUGUGGGACGGCCGGCUCCAGCUACAUCCCUUGAUUUGAAGGCUUCAGCUUUUGACCCCAGAGAAAAAGUAUGGACAAAAUUUCCACCAGAAGGAUCCAAGUAUACUCCACCUCACCAGUCAUGUGAUUUUAGAUGGAAGGAUUACUGCCCACUGGUUUUCAGGACUCUCAGGAAAUUGUUCAAGGUUGACGCAGCUGAUUACAUGUUAUCCAUAUGCGGGAAUGAUGCCCUUCGGGAGCUCUCAUCUCCUGGAAAAAGCGGAAGCUUCUUUUACUUGACCAAUGAUGACCGCUACAUGAUUAAGACCAUGAAAAAGGCAGAAGUAAAAGUUUUUAUACGGAUGCUUCCUGCCUACUAUAAUCAUGUUCGAUCCUUCGAGAAUACUCUAGUCACCAAAUUUUACGGUCUUCAUUGUGUAAAACUACCUGGGACUUCCCAGAAGAAGGUGCGAUUUGUCAUUAUGGGGAACCUAUUCUGCUCCGACUACGCCAUUCACAGACGUUUUGACUUAAAAGGUUCAUCUCAUGGUCGUACAACUGACAAACCUGAGUCAGAAAUUGAUGCAACAACAACACUUAAAGACCUUGAUCUCAAUUACAUAUUUCGGUUGCAGAAGGUUUGGUUUCAAGAGUUCUGCAGGCAAGUGGACAGAGAUUGUGACUUUCUUGAACAAGAAAGGAUUAUGGACUACAGUCUAUUGGUUGGUCUUCACUUUCGAGAAUCGUCAUUUAGGGAGUCUCGUACGUCUCCAGAUUGCACUUCUGGAUCUCAAACUCCAACUGGAAAUGUAGAUCCUGACGAAGCAGGCCCUCGCCUCUCUAAAGCAGAUAUGGAGAAGACUCUUUAUGACCCUUCUCGAUGGGAAUCCACAAGAUUAGGUAUUCACAUGCAAGCACGUGCUGAAAGGACGGUGAGAAGAAGUGAUUGUGAAGCUCAGCUAGUUGGAGAACCUACAGGAGAACUUUAUGAUAUCAUCCUGUAUUUUGGUAUAAUUGACAUAUUGCAGGAUUAUGAUAUCAGCAAAAAGCUUGAACAUGCUUACAAGUCGAUCCAAUUCGAUCCAACUUCAAUCUCUGCUGUUGAUCCGAAACAGUACUCGAAAAGGUUUCGUGAUUUUAUCUUCAGAGUGUUUGUAGAAGAGACAUGAAGGUAUAGUUUUGAUCCAUAAUACUUUAACAUACAAAAAAGCUAGUGGUCAUCCAUGUAUAGUCGAUCUCUAGUCGAAAUGAUGGUUCUUGCUAGCAGAAGCUGAUCCACUUUGGCCAUUGACAUAGCCAUUGGAGUAUGGAAAAAAAUGUGGCUGCCAUGGUAAAAACAUGCUUUUGCUAUGUGGGAUUGUAAUAUUUUCCCAUCAUAAUCUGUUGUUAAUUUAUAGUUUUAUGAUCUGUCAUAAAGAAGCUAUAGAUUAAGUAGUAACCAAAAAGUCACUCACAAGCCUUUGUCAAAUUGUAAAGGAAAUAACCAAAAGAAGGGAACCUCAGUUGUAUGUGAUUCAUUUUGUAUCAAAAGAAAUUUUUUUCCCCAGAAGGUGAGGGUGUUUCUGGGAUUCCAGUGGUGAAUAAAAUUGUACAGAAGAUGGAACUGACCCUUUUCUUUUUUCUUUUCGUUUUUUUAUUCUUUAAAUUGUUUUUUGGGGAUUUUAUAACACUCCAGGUUCAAUGUUAGAAAAAUGUCAGGAAGCAGAACUUCAGUUUUACUAUUCUGUUUGUAGCUAUGAUAACACUGUAUUAUAUUUCCGUGGGUUUA